CUCGGUCUUUUGUGCUCCUUUGCCAGCAAAGCGCAGAUUUUCUGCUUCAUGACUGAUGUCUCGACGGCCCCCAUGACUGACAUGGCGUCGCGUUUAGUUGAAACUGUUAUGAUCAACGUGGACGAUUUCGCGGAUAGUUUUCUCACCUGCGGUACGUGUUUCACUGGAUAUGAUACCUGCGAACAUGCGGCUAAGCUACUUCCUUGUUCGCAUACUGUUUGUCGAUCGUGUUUAGAUCGGAUUUUGGAGACCCAGGCCACUUCACUUCGUUGCCCGAUUUGCCGCGAAGAUAUACCCGUCCCCACUGGUGGCGCAUCGUCCUUUCCCCCGGCUUUCAUCGUCAACCAGCUGUUGGAUUUGUUGGCAACUCAGCGGCGCGAUGUGGUUCCCAAAUGUCGUAUUCACCCCAACCAAGAAUUGUUGUUCUGUGAAACAUGUGAUGUUGUGUUUUGCACGGAGUGCCGUGGUCGGAGUCACGCAGCUCACCCGUCCGGAUGUGAAGCGUUGAGCGACUGUGACACAGCCAAUGUUCCCUUAUGCCUUUCCAACGAACACUCUGGUGUUGGAACGCCCACAACUUCCGGCACCUCUGCACUCAACCACAAUGUCAUCAGUUUCAAUGUCGCCAUCAAGAGGUGCACCGAGAUCAUGUUGUAUAAGAUGCAUUUAUGUAUACAGGAGUUGGAUCGUGCGCAGAGUGCUGUUUCCGCUGAAUUGGACCGUCUGUCGAUAAAUAAAAGUCUUUGCGUUGAGUCCAUCAAUUCGAAAUUCUCCGAGAUAAUCGCCCUGGUGGAGCGUCGCCAAGCUGAGUUGUUGGACACAGUCAGUCGAUUGGCAAACGAUAAACACCGUGCGCUUGUCGACCAACUUGCUUUGAUCGAAUCCGAACGUGAGGCAAUCCGUCGCGAAUGCAACAGUCUCAAAGGAAUUCUCGACGUUCGGAGCAUCUCGAAGGCCAUCAGCUAUCUGAAUGAUAAAUUGGACACUGUGACAAGCCUCACAGAACCAAGAGAGAACGCAUUCCUUCAUUAUCAAGAUUGCAUGAUGACGCGCGGUCUCCGUCGAGGACAGCGGCAAAGGAAUGCUUUAACCAGCUCCACGUCCCAACCACCAACCACGCAACCAAUGCUACAAAUCUCCGAUCGGGUUCCCAACACAACAAGCGAGUUAUGCGCACUGUCAAGUUCGCCCGUUCUCAGACAGAACACAGACACCAGUUCGAAUUCCACUGGUUCCAAUCUAAUCGACAUCGCUCGCUGCCUUGCUGCUUUCGGUCGGAUUCUGGUCAGCACUACUUAUCCUGCUCUAUGCACAGCCCGUUUACCUUCGCAGCUGGUAACCUACUUGAUAGCAAAAGCAAGCAUCCAAGCCGUCGACUAUUAUGGUCGGCCUCAGUCUACGGGAGGGACUGAUCCGAUCGAUGUCGUCCUCACCGACCCAGAGGGCCGAUCCGUACCAACUGAGUUGUUCGAUAUGGGUGAUGGCAGCUAUGAAUUGCUCAUCCGUCCUGUCACUGCGGGACUGCACCAACUGUCCGUGCAUAUUCUCAGCCGCCCUAUUAGAGGGUCUCCUUUUCAACUAUCCGUACGACGAGCACAGCAGCGAAGCUGGUGCUUCACCGAAGGUUCGGAUGGUCGGGGAUUAAUCCAACCGUUCGCGGUUGCCUACGGUCCUUAUCCACGCACAAACGGCGAGUGCACUUCAGACGGCACAUGCUUUAUCUAUCUGUUGGAUACGGGUAACAGCCGGCUGCUUGUGAUCAACCCGGACACAGGGGCGUUACACACCACCUUGGUUGGCGCCCCCUUGGUCGGCCAGGCCGCCACCGGGAUCGCCUGGUCUCCUGAAGGUCUCUGGAUUGUCAACUGGCGAUCGAAGCGCGUCUACCUCCUUGAUCCUUGGACAGAUAAAGUUGUACAGUCAAUCCACAGUUCACUGUUCAUCGAACCCACGAGCACGUGUCGGUGUCCUUUGACGGGCUCUCUGUACGUGGCUGACAAUGGGGCUGGUUGCGUGUUUCUUUGCAACCCGGUCACGGGCUCUACUCGGCCGUUCGUCGGAGUGGGCGUCCAGGCUAGUUCUUCCAACGAACCCAGCCUUUCGGGAUCCCUUACAACGCCUCGCACAGCAGAGCAGUCUGGUGACAGGUCUUCGCACCCUGCCUCUACACUCUUUUCCCCUGAGCCCCGAAAUUUCCGCCGUAUUACAGGCCUGUGUGCCACCGAUAGUGGAGAACUCAUCCUGUCAACUGGUUCCACGAUACGGGUGUUCUCCAAAGAUGGUGUGCAAAUAAACCUUUUGACGCCACCAAUCGUUCGAACUGAAAACGCCCCUUCGAUGGGUCGAACAACCAUGCCUACUCCGCGCGCUGUUUCCGAAGUUACUUACUUUGAACGCUCACCUGUAGGAAGUACAUUAACCUUGAAUACCGGCUCCAGUCGGGACGCCCGCUUCAGUCUCAAUACUGGACCACUUGGAGUGGAUCGGUGCAGUUUGUCCGGGCUACCACCGGCCCAGUCCAAUACAGCAUUUUCUCCUCGUGGUCAGUUUGGUGGUGUGUUUGCUGCUCGGCCGCCCGUAUCGGAGGACGACUUCCCUUCAGAUCGCCUCGGCAUUUGUCUUUUAGCCAGCUAUUCGGACCGAAGGAGGUCAGGUGUGGUCGUUUGGCCACAGAGUGCAUGGUGCAGUGUUCGGAACGAGUCGUCUUCCCCCAGGUCUCAGCGUUCCGUCCAAUCGUCGGCCUCUCCCAACCCCAAUUUGUCCGAUCGGCAGUCCUGUGACUCCCCAAAUUGUGUCGACUUUCCACGCCCCGUCGACUGUUGUCCCCCAUACCUAAUUGAAGCCGAACCUGGUCUGCGACGUCUUGCCGGUCUGGUAGCUCUGGCCGACAGCCGACAGUUGGUUGUAGUGGACCAGGGUGCUCAGUCCUUGUGUCGUUUGCGCUAUGCCUAGUCAUGGAUGUUACUACCCCAUAAAUCGUUCUCAGUAGCACUAUACCAAAGCGUAAUCAUCUGGUCCCAGCCAUAGAUCAAUCCCAUAUAUCUGCGAGUGAUCACAGGCCAUUUACUCCAGGGAGAUUCCCUCCGGUGUCUAUACGCGUUUCUCAAGUUUUCUUUCCUGUUACAUCUUUCCCGAAGGGCUCACUACGCUGGUGAUGCCAGACUUUCCUGCAGUCCAACCGCUGCCUCGUCUGUGAUGAUCUCUUAGGGGGUUUCGUCCGUGCGCUCCGUCCCCCCCUCAGUAACUGGUAGCUCACUGCGCACACUCCUCUCACGCAGAGCCUUUUUUCGUAUGAAUUUUUGCAGAUUGUAACAUGCCUCCAGACACUCUUCCUAUGUCACGAUUUUAGAAAGAAAAACAGUCUACAAAGGGCGCUUUACUCGCCUUUUACCUUGCACAAAACAACGAAAUUACCAUAGGUACACAAUUGUGUUAGUUCAACCGGGUCGAACCCCGCAGUUUGUUUGUUUGCGAUUGUGUUUUUGCGUCCUUUCCUAUCCUAUUUUGUUUUCACUACUGACUUGAUUCAUCUACUGCACCUACGGUCAUCGCGCAUUUCCAUAUGUUCACCUAUCUGUCUGGAUCUGUC
Molecule: messenger RNA, 3589 nt
Organism: Opisthorchis viverrini
Lineage: Eukaryota; Metazoa; Platyhelminthes; Trematoda; Opisthorchiida; Opisthorchiidae
Exons: 9
Coding region: 49-2952 (967 amino acids)
Molecular function (GO): protein binding
Source: RefSeq, a predicted model, not a curated record